GAGUGCGCGCAGGGCAGUGCGUUGGGCGUGGCGGGCGGGUGUGGCCAGGGGUGUGGGUCUGUGAGACGGACCGGCCGGGAGGGCGUCGCGUGGCCUCGGGUGACAUGCGGGGUGCAGCGAGCUCGGGUGUCCGCAAGCCGACGCCGCUCCCGGGCAGAGGCGCCCACCGCACAAAGCCCCGGGCGGGCCGAGGCCCGACUACAGGGACUCCGGCUGCCUUGGCCCUCCCUGCCAGGGGAAGGCCGCGCUCCAGGAAUGACCUCGCAUCGAAAGGCCGGCGAGGAGCGGCCACCACGGGGCCUGGGCACAGAGCUCUGCCUUCCAGGGACACUGCUCUUCCCCAGGAGAGAAACCAGAAGCUGGAGACUGCGGGGACAGGAAUUGAACCUAAAGCCAUGUCCCAGGGCUUGGUGACAUUUGGGGAUGUGGCCAUAGAUUUCUCCCAAGAGGAGUGGGAGUGGCUGAGUCCCAUUCAGAGGAACCUGUACAGGAAAGUGAUGUUGGAGAACUACAGGAACCUGGCAUCGCUGGGACUUUGUGUUUCUAAGCCCGAUGUGAUCUCCUUGUUGGAACAAGGAAAAGAGCCUUGGACAGUGAAGAGAAGGAUGACAAGAGCCGGGUGCCCAGACUUGAAGGCUGUAUGGAAGAUCAAGGAGUUAUCUCUCAAGAGGGACUUCUGUGAAGGAAAGCUAUCCCAGGCAAUGAUAAGAGAGAGGCUCACAAGCUAUAGUCUGGAAUACUCUCUAUUAGGGGAGCUCUGGGAUUGUGAUGCUCUGUUUGAGACACAGCCGGGGUUGGUGACUAUGAAACAUCUGGCUAUUGACUUCCCCCAGCAGUUACACCCAGCUCAGAAGAAUUUCUGUAAGAAUGGGUUAUGGGAGAACUAUAGUGACGUGGGAUCAGCAGGACAUUGCAUGGCUAAGCCAGAUUUAGUCUCUUUACUAGAGCAAGAGAAGGAGCCCUGGAUGGUGAAACGAGAGCUGACAGGAAGCCUGUUCUCAGGCCAGCAAUCUGUAUGUGAGACCCAGGAGUUAUUUCCAAAGCAAGAUUCAUUUGCUGAAGGGGUAACAGAUAGAACCUCAAACACUAAACUUGAGUGUUCCAGUUUCAGAGAAAAUUGGGAUCCUGACUGUGUCUUUGGAAGGAAACUGGCAGUAGGUCAAGAGACACGAUUCAGGCAAGAGCCAAUUACUCAUAACAAAACCCUCUCUAAGGAAAGAGAACAUACAUAUAACAAAUCUGGAAGAUGGUGCUAUUUGGAUGAUUCAGAAGGGAAAGUUCAUAAUUGUGAUUCAAUUAAACAUUUUCAAAAAAGUUCAGUGGUAAUAAAACAAACAGGCAUCUAUGCAGGAAAAAAGCUUUUCAAGUGUAAUGAGUGUAAGAAAACUUUUACCCAGAGCUCAUCUCUUACUGUUCAUCAGAGAAUUCACACUGGAGAGAAACCUUAUAAAUGUAAUGAAUGUGGGAAAGCCUUUAGUGAUGGCUCAUCCUUUGCGCGACACCAGAGAUGUCACACUGGCAAGAAGCCCUAUGAGUGUAUUGAGUGUGGGAAAGCUUUCAUACAGAACACAUCCCUUAUCCGUCACUGGAGAUACUAUCACACUGGGGAGAAACCCUUUGAUUGCAUUGAUUGUGGGAAAGCCUUCAGUGACCACAUAGGGCUUAAUCAACAUAGGAGAAUUCAUACUGGAGAGAAACCUUACAAAUGUGAUGUAUGUCACAAAUCCUUCAGGUAUGGCUCCUCCCUUACUGUACAUCAAAGGAUUCAUACCGGAGAAAAACCAUAUGAAUGUGAUGUUUGCAGAAAAGCCUUCAGCCAUCAUGCAUCACUCACUCAGCAUCAAAGAGUACAUUCUGGAGAAAAGCCUUUUAAGUGUAAAGAGUGUGGAAAAGCUUUUAGGCAGAAUAUACACCUUGCCAGUCAUUUAAGGAUUCAUACUGGGGAGAAACCUUUUGAAUGUGGGGAGUGUGGAAAAUCCUUCAGCAUCAGUUCUCAGCUUGCCACUCAUCAGAGAAUCCAUACUGGAGAAAAGCCCUAUGAAUGUAAGGUUUGUAGUAAAGCAUUUACCCAGAAGGCUCACCUUGCACAGCAUCAGAAAACCCAUACAGGAGAGAAACCAUAUGAGUGCAAGGAAUGUGGUAAAGCCUUCAGCCAGACCACACACCUCAUUCAACACCAGAGAGUUCACACUGGUGAGAAACCCUAUAAAUGUAUGGAAUGUGGGAAGGCCUUUGGUGAUAACUCAUCCUGUACUCAACAUCAGAGACUGCACACUGGCCAAAGACCUUAUGAAUGUAUUGAGUGUGGAAAGGCGUUCAAGACAAAAUCCUCCCUUAUUUGUCAUCGCCGAAGUCAUACUGGAGAAAAACCUUAUGAAUGUAGCGCAUGUGGCAAAGCCUUUAGUCAUCGUCAAUCCCUUAGUGUACAUCAGAGAAUUCAUUCUGGAAAGAAACCGUAUGAAUGUAAGGAAUGUAGGAAAACCUUCAUCCAAAUUGGACACCUUAAUCAGCAUAAGAGAGUUCAUACUGGAGAGAGAUCUUAUAAUUAUAAGAAAAGCAGAAAAGUCUUCAGGCAAACUGCACACUUAGUUCAUCAUCAGCGAAUUCAUACUGGAGAGUCGUCAACAUGCCCCUCUUUACCUUCCACGUCAAAUCCUGUGGAUUUGUUUCCUAAAUUUCUCUGGAAUCCAUCCUCCCUCCCAUCACCAUAGCCUCAAGAUGCCAUUUCCAUUUGACUACUCCAACAGUUUAAAACCCCAUCUCCCUGCCCUUUUGUUUUCUUUUGUCCCUUAUUAGUUUGUUCUUCACAUAAGUGUAAAUGUAACUUAUUCACUCCUCUUUAAAACUUAUAAUUCUUUUAAAUUGGUUAAUGCAUAAGAUGUGCUCGGAACAGUGCCUGGUCCAUAUUAAGUGCUCAGUAAACUUAGCUCUUUUUAAAACUUUGUAUUUGAACAUUGAAAAGGUACAGUAGUCAGCUCAGAAAAAAUCAUACAGUAGGAUGAGGAUAGCAAACAGCACAUUUUAGAUCAGGAACAGCAUUCCCCAGGUAGUGGGUGAGGUUCUGCCUAUGUUGGUUUAAAACUUGAUUCUAUAAUGCUGAGUUAGUAUUGUGGCUUUCCAUCUGACUUUAUGUGAAUGUAAGGUGAUAUGACCAUGUUGAUGAGAAAAUUCAACUUUACAUUGGACUUGAUUUGUUUUAGAAAGUCUAGGGAUCAUGAAUGAAUAGGUCACCUGGAACGAAUCAAUUUUAAAAAUUAGAAAAAUGCAAGAUUUAUAUGCAUAAAGUUAAAACAGCUGACAUGUUACUCAAGAAUUAGAAAACUUUGCAAGAUUUGACCUGUUUAAAAAUCACUUGAUUUAUAAAUGAAUGGUACUAAACUUUUAAGGAACCAUUGAUUGUCAGGUAAAGUGAUCCAGGGUAGGGUUCAGCAAACUGACUCAUGGCCACAGUCUCACUGACUGUUUUUGUAAGUCCAUGAUCUAGAAUUUUAAAAACUUUUAAAUGGUUAAAAAAAGUAAAUAAUAUUUUCAACAUGAAAAUUAUAUGAAAUUUAAAUUUUGGUGUCUGUAAAUAAAGUUUUGUUGGCUCCAGCAACACAUUGAUUUAUACCUUGUCUGUGCUGCUCCCAGGCUAUAGCAGCAGAGUUGAGCAGUUAUGACGGGAGACCAUGUGGCCUGCAGAGCCCAAAUAUCUACUGUCUGAUCCUACACAGGAAAUGUAUGUGAUCCUGCUAUGGAGCAGAGGUUAUCAAACUAAAGCUCAAGGGCCAAAUCCUGUCUACUGCUUGUUUUUGUAAACAGAGUUUUAUCAAACCAGAGCCAUGCUUAUUUGUUUAGCUAUUGACUAUGGCUGCUUUAGACAACUGUGUCAGACUAUGUGGCUCGCAACACUUCAAAUAUUUACUAUCCUUUUCAAGAAAGUUUGCCAACCUCUACUCUAAAGAAAAAUGUACAAAAGAUUCUAAUUUUAUGAGGGCAAUACAAUUCUCACAUCAAAAACAAGAAAACAAAUUAUAAAAGAACUCAUUUAUGAAUAGAGGUGAAAGGAGGACAUUAUAAAACUAUAUUGAAAAAUAAAGAUGUCAAUAAAAGAAAUGAUAUUUUUCCAGGUGAAAUAAUAUUGUUAAAAUGUUUAUAAAUUAUAAUUCAGUCCCAGUGAGAUAUAUUUAUUUUGACGGUAACAGGGAAGCAUAAUAAGGCAAGAAUAACAAGAUUUUUUUUUUAAAGAGAUGGAGGCCUCACUCUAUCACCUAGGCUGGAGAACUGUGCUAAGAUCAUAGCUCACUGUAACCUUAAAAUAUUUUUUUUGUAGAGACCGAGUCUCACUUUGUUGCCCAGGCUGGUUUUGAACUCCUUUCCUCAAGUGAUUCUCCUGCCUCAGCCUUCCCCCAAUUUUUUGAAAUAAAUUUCUUUGCAUAUGAGAUUUUGGUAUAUAAAAGCACUAUUAUUUCAAUAUCAGGGAAAUGAUGUUUUGACAAUUGGUUAUCCACCCUCUCCAAUAAAAAUCAUGAAAUAAUACGUUAGAGGCAAAUGUAGAAAAAAAGGAACCUUUCAUCAAGUAGGUCAUGUAGUCCUACAAGCCAUAAAGAAACAGAGAACAAGUUGGCCCGUGCAAAGAUCUAAAACUUCAGCAUGGUGAAAGGCACCAAAAAACAUGUAAAAGACAGUUGGAGGAAAAUGUAUGCAACUUAUAGAAAAUAACAGAAUGUUAUUACAUAUACAGAGCACUAGCGACAAUUGGCCAUGCAUACCAAUAGGCAAAUCACCCUGAAGAAUCCAAAUGAAUAAAGAAAUCUGUGAAAUUCUUAACCUCAUUAAUCAGAAGAAUAUGAAUGAAUCCACAUUUUCCUGGCUGUUAGGUGGAUGACAAUAUAAAAUUCUGAUAAUAUCCAGUAAUGGGUAUUAGUGUGGAAAAACAGGUACGUGAUCAUUAUUGCAGUGUAACUUUGUUCCUUAUCUCCUUGGAUGGCAUGACCUAUCAACAUUAUAAAUGUGCAUUUUUUUGAAACAGUAAUUCCAGAUCUAGGAAUUUUAUCCCAAUGAAAUAAAUUGGUAGAUAUAAAUAAUGUUUUCUUGUAGAAUUGUUUUAAUUAUGCCAAAUAGGAAUUCAGUGCCCUGCCAAGUAGAUUGAUUAUAGUCAUUCAAUACUGUGUUGUGCAGUUAGUAGAAAGCAGUUAAACUCUACAUGUACUCUGUGGAGUGGCAUCUACAACAUAUUUAAUGAAAUAUGUGAUUUAUAGAACCUUACAUGUAAAAUGAUCGAGUCACAGAGUCAGAAUUAAUAUUGAAUAUAUAUGUGUGUAUGUACACACUUACACAUGCACAGACUCAGUAUAUAUGUUGAACUCUGGUUUUGUGUUUAACACGCAGACUUUUCCUAGCAUUCUGUGGGUACUUUCUGUUUCUUCAUUCUGUAUUGUUCUGGUGAACUGCCAGUGACGCAUAGCUCCAGUGAAGCAAAUCAGAUUUUUUAUUAUCUGUAUUUUGAUUGGGGACACAGGGACAGGAACAUGGCCAAUACUCAGCUUUAUGAACCAGUAUGGCUGGAAUGGAUGUUUUCUUUUAGUUGGUAUUCAUUUUGAUUGACGGGACCUUUAUUGUACCUGUUGUGAAGAAUGUGGAAUAUGACUCCUAGGCUGGAAUUCGUUUGAAUUAAGUCAUCCUCUGGCAGCAACCUAAGGAUUCCUCCAUUUGUCACUGGGAUCCAUUGAGAUGAUUUCUGCUUUCUCACAUUCUGGUUUUGUUCAAUUAUUUGAAUCUGUGAACUACUUGGUAUUCUAAUAUUUUGAAUUUUAAGUUAGAAUCACGUUAUUUGGUUCUCAUGCAAAGAGAGCUAGCCAAUACAGAAUGAUUACCAGACUGUAGAGAAGCAGGGUAUUCAAGAUUGAUGUCGAGUGAGACAGAUGAAAGGACAGGUAAAUUACUAAUUCUGUUUUGUGCUGUGAAAGGGUAUUCAUGAUAUAGCAGGAUCUUAAGCCCAUUGUUCAUUAGGGGCUGGAUAGCUCCUACCAAAUGCAAAAGUAUUGAGGAAUAUUACCUCCAAAAGUGUGUACGAUACCUGUCUAUAAUGAAAUUGGGUAAUUAAAAUUUCAAGGCUACUUGAAA
Messenger RNA from Sapajus apella (tufted capuchin), 6105 nucleotides. RefSeq names its product ZFP28 zinc finger protein (gene ZFP28). Gene Ontology annotation, biological process: regulation of transcription by RNA polymerase II. Bases 105 to 2711 code for a protein of 868 amino acids. Lineage: Eukaryota; Metazoa; Chordata; Mammalia; Primates; Cebidae. Gene Ontology annotation, molecular function: DNA-binding transcription factor activity; RNA polymerase II cis-regulatory region sequence-specific DNA binding. The record is from RefSeq and is a predicted model, not a curated record. The transcript is spliced from 8 exons.